CUUCUUCAUCUUUCUCUUCUCUCUUUUUUGGCUUUUGCCUUUCUAUUCUUUCUCUAAUUACUCCUUUCUCUUUUUUUUUUUCUCUCUUUUUUUCCUUCAAUCUUCUUUCUUUUUCCUAGUUUUCUACUGGGAUUUGCUGCAUUAAAUCCUUCAUGUCGGCGCAGCAAGAUAAGGGUCGACCAUUGCCGAAAUUCGGAGAAUGGGAUGUGAAUAAUCCAGCGUCUGCAGAAGGAUUUACUGUAAUAUUUAGCAAAGCCAGAGAUGAGAAAAAAUCCAAUGCAGCCGGAGGUGCAGGUGCAGCUUCACAGCGCAACAAUAAUCUCCAUAAACCUGAUCAAGAUGCAGCUUAUCAGGAUGAAACUGCAAAGAAGUGGUUUUGCUGUUUCUGAGACUAAUAUGGUAGGCAUUGGAGAUUACUUUAUUUGAUGAUUGAGCUAUGAAAGUUCGAGCUUUCUUCUUCGUUUCAGAUUCAGAGCGGGAAAUGAAUAACGCUGGCUUAAAUCUUUAUAAAUCCCCCUUCUCCAUAUCCAAUCUUUUCUUUCUCUUUUUUUAAAACUGAUUUGUUAAUUUCAUGUUCCUCUACCGUAAUUUCUUCUAUAAUGUAAUUUAGGAACUCAAGAACAAAAAAAUCUAAAGUUGGUCGUGAACAUCAUAUUUGCAAUUAACUUACAUUUUUUAAUGUUCAUCGUGUAAUUCCAUA
Messenger RNA from Jatropha curcas, 700 nucleotides. RefSeq names its product RPM1-interacting protein 4 (RIN4) family protein. The record is from RefSeq and is a predicted model, not a curated record. NCBI's taxonomy places the organism in Eukaryota, Viridiplantae, Streptophyta, Magnoliopsida, Malpighiales, Euphorbiaceae. Gene Ontology annotation, cellular component: plasma membrane.